GCUGCCUUCAUUAGUCAGUGUGUUGGUCUGUCUGCUUUCUCCAGAUCUACAGACCGUCACACGCGGGAGCAGGCUCUUUGCAGAGGAAGGACUUUGGGAAUCAGAAGCACUGGGAGAGACGGCGGAAUAAAGAAGGGAGGGAGAGCGGCAGCGAGCCCCAGAGAACGCAACAGACACACUUACAAUAUGAAAUUCAUCCUGCCUCGUUACUUGCUGUCCCUUUUCCCUGUUCUGGUUCUCAGCACCAGACAGGGCUACGAAGAACUGGAAAGACAACUUAAAGAAGUCUUUAAGGAAAGGAGCAACAUUCUCCGCCAGCUGUCAAAGACAUCCAGAGAACUUGAAGGAAUUAAAGUAAACCUCCAGUCUUUGAAAAACGAUGAGGCAUCUGCUAAAACUGAUGUACAGAAACUCUUGGAAUUAGGCCAAAAACAAAGGGAAGAAAUGAAAUCGCUCCAGGAGGCCUUUCAAAAACAGCUUAAUGAGGCAGCUGAGAAGGCAGAAAAGCAGCAGGCCACAAUUAACUUUUUGAAGACUGAAAUGGAAAGGAAGAGCAAAAUGAUCAGGGAUCUUCAAAAUGAGAACAAAAGCCUGAAAAACAAACUCCUUUCUGGAAGCAAGCUUUGUGGCAUUCAUGCUGAAGAGUCAAAAAAGAUCCAAGCCCAACUGAAGGAGCUUCGCUAUGGGAAAAAGGAUUUGAUUUUUAAGAUCUCUGGUCCAGAUCCCUACAAUCUAGGGCUUGUAGAGAAACACUUUUAUUUUCAGUCUGAAAUGAGUGUGUGCUCAAAGAAAAUUGGUUGGGAAGUGGUUUGUCAAAAACACAGAGCACAGCAGCUUACAGACUUGGAACAAAAACUAGCAAUUGCGAAAGAAGAAUUGGAGAAAGCAGCUCUUGACAAAGAGUCACAGCUGAAGGCUCUGAAGGAGACCGUACAACUCUGCCUGUCUUCAGUUUUGCACAACCAGCCUCCCACUACAAAUAUAAUCCCUUCAAGACCGACUGAGAGACAGACAUCCCCAGUUACAAAUGGUUCAAAAAUUCCAUUUCAAGUGACAAGCACCAAGCAAAGAGCUCCUGAAGACAAAGAGACUCUUCGGGUUUCCUCAAGAAAUGAAGAUAAUAAUCAAAGCACCUCGGAAUGCAACUCACAAGAUGUUGGCAAGACUUGCUUAGGAAACCAGAACAAUUCAACCUCUCUCCAGCUAAAGGUGGCAGAAACAGACCCAGAUAUGCAGAAGUCACACAGUCCUCCAUGGAUGAAACCAGAAAUUAAAAAAUCAACAGAGAGAAAAGAAAACAACCCUGAAGCAUUGGCUAAAAUCAAGGGAAAGACUCUGUAAACAUCACCCAGCUCUCUUUAAAACGUUCUUCAUUUGCUAUCGUCUUCAUCUUUUUAGUCCAGAGGCAUGAAAAUGUACCAGGUUUCUAAAGCAUGCAAUUUUUUCACUAUUUUAUGGAUGUUUGUAAAUUAGUCUAGACUAGAUUUCUGAAAUAGAUUGAUUAGUAUCUUUCAGCAAUAAUCCAAGAGAAAUGGAUGUUUGGGGGGGGGGGAAAUGCUUUGUAAUACAGUCCAGUUUUUUGAAAUAUUAUUCUGCCCUGAUCUGUAACUUGCU
Molecule: messenger RNA, 1614 nt
Organism: Zootoca vivipara (common lizard)
Lineage: Eukaryota; Metazoa; Chordata; Lepidosauria; Squamata; Lacertidae
Gene: LUZP2
Product: leucine zipper protein 2
Source: RefSeq, a predicted model, not a curated record